CCUCGACUGAAAAUUUGCGCGCAAAGGAAAAUUGACUCACUUUUUCGAGAAGUUUCAUCAGCAAGGAAGAAAGAAUAUUAGGGAGUGAUGGCUUUCUAAAUUUGUUUGCACCAGACGGCAAAGUGCACAAGCACUUGCAACAGAAAACAAUAACAAUGGAUUUUCAAAAGGGCCUCGAGCAAACUGCUAUUGCAGUCGAAUUACGACAAAAUUUAACUGAGUAUAUAGAAGACAAAACGCAAUAUGAUGAUAGAUUAUACGGAGGACGAUUCUUUUGCCUUCGGGCUGGACACCAGCCUGUUUCCUUCAUUCUGUGAUGGGAACAACCAAGUUUACGAUGAGGGUAGUAACUUCAGCAGUGGUGACGUAUCGCAUUGUGGUGGCCUCCUUUCCGACUUUGGUCUUCAAAGUGAGGAUGUGCCACCCGGCUGGUCGCUCUUGGAGCAAUUAGAAAUGACAUCAGUUGAAAAGGAGGAUCUCAAUGACACUCUUAUCAAAGAUGUGCCAUCAGCAUAUUCCUCGAUAAUUGGUGAAAGUUGCUUCAAUGAUGAAUUUUGUCAGCUGAGCCCUCUUUCAGACUCUGGUGAUUCAGGCAUUUCAUCUUGUAAUUCACCUUAUGGUAGCUCUGGUUUUCAUGAGUCAAAUGUCAGCUCCCCAUUGAAUGAAGUAGUGGUAGAAGAGCCACUGGUUCUCGAGCAGGAACCACAAGUUGCCUAUAGCGACAUCAAUCUUCAAUCUUUUGAGAACCCAGCAGACCUGCUUGCUGACUUAGCAAAUGAUAUUGUGGAGGAGUGUAAUGACAGCUUUACAGCUGAUUUGAUUCCAGGAUUGAACAAAUCUGAACUAACUACAUUUGAGUUCAACAACAAUAUCAGUGAUGUUUUUAAUGAAGAGACAAGUGUAGAAAGUGUUGAGACAAAUGAAGUGUCAUUCAUUGAGGAAAAUAACCUGUCCCCUGAUAUAGUUAAGGAAGUUGAGGUCAGCAAAGGGAAAAGCUAUGAUGCAAAACCAGUCAAAAUACUUCCCCAGCCAGUUAACAUGGUAACAUCAAACCAGAAAAUAUUUUUGGUGAAGGCCGAACCAGUCAGGAGUAAGCCAUACCCAAAGACAAAACCAGCUGGACAGAAAACUUCCCAUCAAAAGGAAAAGAAAAAACACCAAAACAGAAAUGCAGCAACAAGGUAUCGAAACAAGAAAAAGGAUGAACUUGACAAACUUUUUGGUGAAGCAUCAGAGCUAGAGAAUUCAAACAAAGAUUUGCAAGAUAAAGUCACUUCAUUGACAAAGGAAAUAGACUACCUCAAGGGACUUAUGCUUGAUGUUAUUAAGGCAAAGCUUGCCAGAAGCAAUUCACAGCAGUCUUAAAGACAUAUUUAAACAUAAAUAAUUUAUAUAUCAUAUCUACUUGCAAGAAUUUUAGUCAUGGGCACAUUUUUCACCCCCAGGAGGCAUCAGGCACAUUAUAAUACUUCUGAAAAUAGUGAAACUUGUAAAUAUUGUAGGUUUUAAUGUUGUAAUUUAUCUAUUUCUCAUUCUGAUAAUUUUCUUGUUCACUACCCUUUAUCAAA
Rhopilema esculentum is the source of this 1568-nucleotide messenger RNA. RefSeq lists its product as uncharacterized. Gene Ontology annotation, cellular component: nucleus. Gene Ontology annotation, biological process: regulation of transcription by RNA polymerase II. Gene Ontology annotation, molecular function: DNA-binding transcription activator activity, RNA polymerase II-specific; RNA polymerase II transcription regulatory region sequence-specific DNA binding. Lineage: Eukaryota; Metazoa; Cnidaria; Scyphozoa; Rhizostomeae; Rhizostomatidae. The record is from RefSeq and is a predicted model, not a curated record.